UGCACAUAACGCUCCCUGACAACAUACCUGACCUCCCUCCUGAGGAAACCGGUGCCUCUCAUUACACGCCUGAGAGCUGCAGCGAGCGGACGACAUGAAGCCCAAAUCCCUUCCAGUGAGACUUUUCGGCAGGAGUCCCUCAUCAGCAUCAGGUGAGGCUCCCGGCGUGCACCCUGCAGAGUAUCAGCGGCAUGUGGACCGCGCGGAUCACCCGGAGAGGCUGGAGGAGGCUGUCAGCGGGGAUGGCAGCGGGCGAGGUGAUAAGUGCCCCAGAGAAAUACACUUUGCGUUCCUGGCGGAGAGGUAUGAGCCCCUGGUCGAUGAUGAGGACAAAGUCAAGGCAAAAGAGGAGAAGAAGAGGAGGAAGAAAGAAAGCUACAAAAAAGUGAAGAAGAAUGUUGGCAAGGCACUGCGCACCACAUGGAAGUGUUUAAUCCUUGGCCUAUACAACUUUGCCCUGGGCUACUCUACUCCAAUCACAGUGGCAGCCGCAUUUGUCCCUGACUUUCACCAAGGCAGAAACCGGCCCUGAGCGGAGCUGCGUGGAUCAUCUGUGGACUGUUUUUUUUUUUUUAAAACUGUACUGUAUAUACUGUAUGUACCAUGGCCAAAGACUGUUAAUGUUUUGUAAUGUUUGUGUAUUUGAUAUAACAUUUUGAUACGCUGUAAAAACUCACACACGCUGAUUCAUGCGCUGAUGUUCAUUUGUAAAAUGGGAAAAGCUUAUGUUAUGGUGAUUUUAUUAUUUGCACUUGUGCUUCUGUGUCGUGUUCAGUUGACUUUUUUUCUCGCUUUUUGAAGAAGUUUUCAGGGCUGGCGUUAAAGUGAACAGACAGACAGACAAUACAUAUGGGAGGGAGCAGACUUCAAAAUAAAUGUACAAAUAAAACAUAAUUAGUUAAAUGUAACACUGUAAACAUUUAAAUUACCACUCACAACUUGUUAUAUAUUUUUAACCAGUUAAUAAAUGAAAUAUAAUUUUCUUUAAAUAUAGUAUCGAUCACUUCCAUCAUUGGGGGAAAAUAACACAAGACGAGGCUAAUUAAUCAUUUUUAGAAGUAAUUAUUCAAAGUAUUUACAGAUGAUGUUUAUCGAGUAAAAUCGGACACAAUACUAAUCGACUUCACAUUAUAAAUCCUCUGUAAACAGUUGUAAAUAUCAUGAUAUCAUUUUCUCUGUGUGUGUAUCUAAUUUAUCUCAGUUUGUAGUUAAAUUGGUCCAGAGUGGAGAAUGCUGGCAAGACGCAGCAGACCACAUGUAAGAGUUUAAUGCUUGGCCUGUGCAACUUUGCCCUCGGCUACUCUGCUCCGAUCACAUCGGCUGCUGCAUUUAUCUCUGACUUUCAAUCAGACAGAAGCGGACCGUGAGCUGAACUGCAUGGAUCAUCUCUAGUCUGUUCUCAAACCGUACUGUGCAUACUAUAUGAAGAUGUAUUCAAAACUAAAAAAACAUACAUAACUCUUUGCACUGACCAUUUUAUAUAUUAAAUGUACUCCUUUACUCUAAAUCGCAUAUUUUUCAUACCCAUGAAUAUUUGUAUUUUUUUUUUUAGGGAGGGUGGUGUGGGCAUGUGGUGCCUAGAGAUUAAUUGUAGCUGCAGAUGAAGUAUGUCAGGGCUGACAUAUCUUAUGGGAAAGACUUAAGGAAGUUAUUAUCAGUGAAGGAGUGGAGGAGACAAGUAAAGAGGGGAGUCAUUUAUCCUCUAAUGAACACUUAUACUUGGAAGUGAUAGGUUUAGCCAUAAGUUACAGUGGAGGUUUCUCUGUUAAAUAACUUUUGAAAAAAUAGUGCCAAACAUGUCAGCGUUUCUGUAUGUGUACGUUGGAUCGUUGGAUCACUUGUAAAGAUUUUCAAUUUUAUAAUAAAACUGAGUGUGUCCCAAAAUACA
Messenger RNA from Mugil cephalus (flathead mullet), 1888 nucleotides. RefSeq lists its product as uncharacterized. NCBI's taxonomy places the organism in Eukaryota, Metazoa, Chordata, Actinopteri, Mugiliformes, Mugilidae. The record is from RefSeq and is a predicted model, not a curated record. The coding region runs from base 95 to 532 and encodes 145 amino acids. The transcript has 2 exons.